Lycium ferocissimum is the source of this 2002-nucleotide messenger RNA. Its product is annotated as F-box/FBD/LRR-repeat protein At5g44980-like. The transcript has a single exon. Lineage: Eukaryota; Viridiplantae; Streptophyta; Magnoliopsida; Solanales; Solanaceae. Bases 197 to 1642 code for a protein of 481 amino acids. The record is from RefSeq and is a predicted model, not a curated record. Gene Ontology annotation, molecular function: protein binding.
UCUUUUCUCCCGGAAAAAUAUACUUCCCUCCAUCCCAUUUUAUAUGAAGCCAAUUUAAAUAGAAGUUUUACGUCCGCGAGGUUCUCUUCUACUGUUUUGUUCUUCUCAGAUGACAAGUACCGCCGUUUAUAUGCCGCUCCUUCUUUGACAGAGAAAGAGAGAGAGAGGUGAAGCUCCUUUUUUUAGUGUUCCAAAAAUGCCAAAAAGAAGAAGAAGUCACAGAAAGAGGAAAACAAAAAGAAUCCAUGAAGUUGGAAAUGCAGGAGAAGGUACAGCUUGUAGCGAUAGAAUUUCCAACUUGCCACUCGAAAUCAUCCAUGUAAUUCUUGUUAAGAUUCCAACGAGAGAUAUGGCAAAAACUAGUGUUUUGUCCCAGAGAUGGCGAAGAGUUUGGGCUUCUCGCCCAACUAUUUAUUUGGAUGAAUUGGUAUUUGGGGCCAACUAUUUCUCAUACACUGAAAGAGACAUACAGAAACGAGAUGCCUUCUUAACUUACUUGAAAAAAUCCUUGGAAAUUCGUAAGGAGUAUGAAAACAAUUCUGCAGUGGACAUACUCUUUCUUCAAAUGACAGUUGAGAAUUCUUCUGCUGCAUCCCUGGUCCAAAAAUGGAUUUAUUUUGUCUUAGAAAAUAAGGCUAAAGCGUUAUGUCUUCAUUUAAAAACGACUUACGGUCUGCCUUUCAACUUGCUCGAUAUUGCUUUCUUUGCUGAUACAUUACUUUGGUUGGUCAUCCAUGACUGUGAGAUUACAAAUUGUUCUUUUAUGCUUCCUAAUCUAGAGGUACUAUUUCUAUCUGAUGUGUGCAUUGAGAAUGACGAUUUGGUGGAUCUCAUUGCCGGCUGCCCUCAAAUUGAAUAUUUAAGCAUUGAUAUUUAUCCAGAUUUAGAAAGGUUAAGCAUUGUAGUUUCAAAUCCUAACCUGAAAUUUUUUACAGUGCAUCGUCCUGGUUUUGAUAGUAAAAUACAAAUACAAUCCACGAAUCUUAAAUCUCUUGAAUUUAGUUCCACAUGUAUGGACAUGUGUGAAAUAGAGAUUACGUCCACGACAACAGUGAGAGAUUUGACUUUGCGAAAUGUUUAUUAUGACCUAGAAAGGACAUCAAUGCAUUUUAUAAACAAAUUCCCUCUACUUGAGAAACUCGUAAUAGAUGGUUACAGUAACAUAUGUGAAGUUGAGAUUACUUCUAUGCCAACAGUACGGAAUUUGACAUUGUAUAAUGUUUAUGACCAAGAUACGCCAUGGAUGCAUUUUAUAGACAAAUUCCCUCUACUUGAGAAACUCGUGAUAGAUGGUUGCUGUAAUUUGCAAACACUUUAUGUUUCUCAUCAGCAUGUGACGAGCUUUGUGGCUAAGGUGUACGAUGCAGUAGAGGAGAUAAGAAUAGAUGCUCCUAAGUUAAAAUCAUUUGAGUUCACGGGUGGCCUCACGUCUUUCACUGGCAUAAAAGCUUCACGGGAGCUGAAAUUUGUUAAACUCUAUCUAAAACCCCAUAAGCUUGAUGCUCGGUGGUACACCUGGUUAAGAGACCUUUUGAAUUCUUUUGCUCAUUUCAAGCAUUUGAGUUUGAUUUGCCAGAAUGAACAGGUAAUAAACCCCUUUUUUCCCCCUUUUUCUGGGUGUAAAAUCCACCAUAUGUUAUGAUGUUCCUUUAUUGCAUGCCAUACUACAAUUUCUUGAUGCCCAUGCCCAACUCCCGAACCCUUGCAAUAGUAUGUUGACAAAAGCUAAGAAAGUGCUUGCGAAUAAAAGUUUAGUAACAAUGAAGAAUAAUAGGUCAAUUGGAUCAAAGAUGAUAACACCUUUGAUUCGAGAAGUGUAAUAUAGGAAGAAAGGGUUGCAUAUUAGCUUAAUUUCCUUAUAUCUUAUAUAUUACUUUUGAUGGCCUUAUAAGAAGAGAAGUUCGUGGUUGCUGUUUCUGUUACUACAUAUAACUUGGUUUCUAAAACUUUUUUAGUUGCUUUCAACUAUGCAAUUGUUUGGUUAUAAAUGAUUCAGAGUUGA